AUGGAACGCCCCAACCACACCGGCAAAAUCCAUCCUUCGAUCAAGGACGCAGAAGACAGAUUAGAAUCUCGCCUCGUCGCCAUGCUUGCUCGGAAGGCCAAUCGAGGAUGCAGAUCAGAAUCUGUUAGGUACAGCUCAGCAAUUAAACCCAGCGCAGUACAGUCCUGCCGAAUUAGUGGAAUGAGUGCUCAAGGAUGGAAAGUGGAAAUUCAAAGGAAAACAAAGAAGGAAGGAGGGAACGGCUAUUGGAACCAAAAAAGGAAGGAUCAAACGGCUAGAAUCAAGAGGAAGGUGAAUAUAAGGCCAAAGAUCAACCAAGAAAUGCAGACUUCUCCAUUGCAACAAACUGAGAGUACAAAAAGUGUACGAGUUGUUCUUGAGAUAAGUCAGCACAGGAACAUGGGUGGUUUCUGGGUUCUGAUAUAG
Molecule: messenger RNA, 426 nt
Organism: Linum trigynum
Lineage: Eukaryota; Viridiplantae; Streptophyta; Magnoliopsida; Malpighiales; Linaceae
Source: the annotation of a GenBank genome assembly